Messenger RNA from Nezara viridula (southern green stink bug), 2825 nucleotides. Lineage: Eukaryota; Metazoa; Arthropoda; Insecta; Hemiptera; Pentatomidae. The record is from the annotation of a GenBank genome assembly.
AUGGAGUGGGGUAAAUCCACCUGUGUCAAGCAUUGCCGAGUCAGUACCUUCGCGACAACCAAACUUGGAGGUCUUAGGCAAAGCAAGGAAAAAGAAAAAAAAAUGAGACUGACACCGCAGGAAACCAUGGUAACCAUGCCAUCGGGAGCUAAAGAGGACAGCCGUCCAUUCUUCGUGGUCCAUCCAAUCGAAGGAGUGGUCACAGAACUGGAAGACUUCACGUCUCUGCUGCCAUUCAAGGUCUACGGCUUCCAAUGCACCACUAAUGUGUCUGAUGACUCUGUAGGAUCGAUGGCAUCCACAUAUCUUAAGCUGAUGAAGGACGUCAAAACCACCGAUCCGAUCUUGCUCCUUGGAUACUCUUUCGGGGCAUCAGUAGCUUUCGAAAUGGCGCUGCGGUUGGAGGCGGAGGGUCGCAAAGUGCACCUCUUCCUCAUCGACGGCUCUCCCGAUUUCGUGAGAAAGCGGACUUCGCUCUACAGGGCCAAGAUUACCGACGCCGACGAGGCCGAUGCCUUCUCCUAUUACAUCACUCUCUUCAAGACAAUAGACCACAAUGAGUAUCAGAAGAUUCAACAAGAAUUCAAAGCUCUGCCAAAUAUGGAGGCGAGGCUGAGCCUUUGCGCCAAGAAACUGGAAGGAGAAGGAGAGUCGGAGGAUGACAUAAAAAAGGCAGCACAGACAUUUUACAACAAAAUCCUCGCCGCAGAGAAAUACUAUCCUUCGUCUGUGUUCACAGGAAAAGUCCUCCUCCUCAAGGCUGAUCAGAAUUUUGUAGCUGCAGAAAAGGAUUACGGUCUAAAGAAGUUAUGCAAGGAGGUUCCUGAAGUGUACACAUACAAGACAACUCACAAGGAAAUCAUAAAAAUUCCAACGGUCAAGAAAAUAGUGAACAGGAUAAUCAAUGCAUUGAACUCAUAAUUUGUACAAAUUGAAAGUUCUUUGAAAAUUAAAAAAAAGUUAAUUUCCAACACAUACCUGAAAACGCUCACUACUACUUUAGAUUUCAUGAAACAAAAAAUUUAAUGUUUUAAUUUAUUUUGUUAUGUAAAUAAUUUUAAAAUAUAGUUUUAAAUUAUUUCCCUGUUGUUUUUGUAAUAUUUUUUAAAACAUUCUUUAUUGAGAAGUGAAUAUCCAAUAUAUUUUACCAUGGUAAAUUAAAAUACAAUUUAACUUUUAAAUGUAAUUUAAAUCUGACAAGUUUUAGUUUAUCUAUCUCUUUUCUUUUUACAUCAUUAAGGACCGAAUACAUUUUAUCGUAUACCACACAAGAACAUGCUCAUUUCGAUCCCACUAAUCUAUUUACAGAGAACCACCAAUAUCAUAAUUAUAAAAUUAGGAAUAAUGUUCUUGAAAAAUUUCAUUGAAUAUAUCAACACUUAUUAAAUAGAAAAAUUGAUAUUUUUUAUAAUACUCAUUUAAAAUAAAUAAUAAUUAUAAUUUAGUAGAAUACUGAUCAUGGGCGUAUGCAGAGGAAAGUCGUUGCACUUUAAAAGAAAAUAAAACAUAUUAUAACACAAAAUAUCAAAAAAAUUAAUUUUUGUAAGUUGUUCUAUAUAUACAUUGUAUCUCUCUCUUAUAUAAAAUAGUUUUUAGUGACUGUGUAAUAUUUUAUUUUACUAAUAUAAAAUCAUUUUAGUACAUUAUUGUACCUUCUUCAAUUUGUUUAAAUAUUUUAAUUAUAUAACUGCUUCGUUUUCCAGUGCUAUCUCUUUUUGUAAUUCUUUGCCUAUCUCUUUUCCUCAAUUCACCUCCAAAUUUUCUUUUAAACAGCACUUCUUUCUUCUCUAUAGGAUAUUUCACUAUAGUGCUUUGGUUAACAUUAAGCCAGACAAUUGUAUAAAAAGUCUGAACAUAGUAUUAUUAUUAGGGGACUUUUGACACAUAAUAAAGUUAUUUUAUCACUCAUUGAUUUAAUAUUUUUUACCUAUACAAAAAACAAUCUGGCGCAGUAUGCACAUUACACAAUUUUCACUUACCUUCCUUUGUUUUUAGUAAAAAAAGAUUUUCAGACAAAUUGGAGUGAAAGUAAAAGUUAUAAAUGGUAUGAAAUGAUAUUUAAAACAAUUAACUAUCAAGUUUUUCAUAGCUGUAUAAUGUAUUAUAUUUAUGUUUUUUGUUGCACUUGAAAACAAGCAUUAUUGCACUGGUGCCUUUCUGGACGUAGCACAAGCUUUCGACCGGGUGUGGCACGAUGGCUUGCUUUUCAAGCUCAAAACCCAUUUACCCCAAUCCUUAUACCUAGUCCUCAAAUCCUACCUCUCAAAUCGUUCAUUUCAAGUCCGUUGUGACUCCGAAUUUUCCACUUACUAUCCAGUUGAGGCUGGUGUUCCACAAGGCAGUGUCUUGGGCCCAGUUCUCUACAUCCUCUUCACUUCCGAUAUCCCUUCAAAUCCCGAUACAUUUCUAGCUACAUUUGCUGAUGAUACUGCCAUUCUAUCCUCCCACUCAGAUCCUCAAAUAGCAUCUCUAAACCUACAAUCUCAUCUCUCCUUGAUUGAGCAGUGGUGCAACAACUGGCGCAUCAAAAUCAAUGAAUCAAAAUGCAAACAUAUCACUUUCACCCUGCGACGCAGAUCCUGUCUGCCAAUCCUUUUUAAUUCAAUUCCACUUCCCUACUCAGACACAAUCCGUUACCUUGGCUUCCUUCUUGACAAAAGACUAACUUGGAACCCACAUACCAGACUUAAAAGACAAGAACUUAACAGACGAUAUGGCCAGCUGUAUAGAUUACUAAGUAGGACAUCCCAUCUUUCGAUUGAAAAUAAACUUUUAAUCUACAAGACCAUACUGAAACCUAUCUGGACCUACGGACUUGAACUGUG